UGUAUUUCCAGUGGUAUCAUGUAGGAAACAUCAAAUAUCUGUUUACAUUUUUGGUUUUCUGUAUUAGUUUCAGUAUUAUUAUUAUAGGAAAAAAUUCGUGUAUUUUGUUUCUGAAUACAUUUCCUAGUAAGGGCCAGGAAGAUGAGCAACAUGAGCGGCCUUUUCUUGAAGCCAUUAGGGAGAAGCUAUUACAUUCGUGACUUAAUUGCCUACACAGAAGAUGAUAUUUUGAUCAAAAAACUGCACUUUUCCUCGGUGCCUCAGAAGCUGACGGGAGACAUUUUAAUCACAUAUUUUAGCAAUUUUGGCAGUGUCUUAGGAAUUCGGGUGGUCAGGGACCCGAAGUACCCAGUACCAUGUGUAAAUGGCGAUGUGUUGUUUGCCAACCCCAAGGACGCAGCCAAAGCGUUGGAAUUUCCCAGUCACUGUUUACACGGCAACCAAUUUAUUGUGAAGCCCAGCUAUAGUUGGCUUCAGCCGGAUGCCUAUGGGAAGAAGCAGGAGCAGGAUCAACCACAGGCAGCUCCCAUUUUAAAGUUAAACAACGACUGCUGGGUUGAAAUUAUGAAGUUCCUUAAGCUGCGCGAUAGGUUGCGCCUCGCCAGGACCUGCCACCGCUUCAGUGAUAUCUACCAAAUGACUACCGCCAGGCAGUACACAUCCGUGAACACGCGCCACUUCUUCAAAAUGAAUCAAUGGGACAUUGGAGACAUUUGCCAUUUGUGUAGCGGGGAUAUCCAGGACCUUUACAAAAUGACUCUGUGGGAUAUUCGAGUCUUUUACCAGUUGACUGGCUGGCAGAUACAGGACCUAGAGUGUUUGUUGCCCAUGAUGGAAUCUGACGAACGCUUUGGCUUCAUUCCGCUUUACUGUCGCAAUCUGACUUCCCUCUACUUGGGGCGCAAAGUCUUGAGUAGGGACACCAUGCUCUCCAUGCCCACCACCAUUGAAAAGUUGGAUUUGGGAAAGUGCUUCCGUGUGCAGAACUUACCACAGAUCAUCAAGCACUUUACCGAACUGCGAAAACUUAAUCUGGGGGAGGUCAGGGUCACAGAUAAGGUGUGCCUAACUUUGGUCAACAAGAACUGUUGUCCAAAGCUGGAAAUGCUGAGACUAUCGCCAACCGAGAAAAGCAAAUGCGAGGUCUUGGCACAACUUCCCAACCUCAAGAGACUGACCAUAAGCUCGAAGAGCGACACAAAUGUCACCGGAGCAGAUCUCAUCGAUAAACUGGUGGAACACAAGGCAGAGCUGCUGGAAUACCUAGAAUUUGAUUGUGCCAAUCCUCUGCCCAAAGAGCAGCUAUCCCAAAUUGCCAAGUUAGUAGGUCUUCGCACGCUGAUUCUUCCCAUUUGGUAUGGGGUGAAGGAAGAUGACUUAAAGAAGUUUGCCAGUCUCAAGAAUUUGGAGCAAAUAUGCUUUAAUUACAAGGGUAAAAGCGAUGCUGCCAUUCUUGACCUGUUCAUAGCCUGUCCCAGGCUCAGCCACCUGAGUAUCUUUGGCUACGGUCAGCCCACCAAUGAGCUAAUGCAGUGCGUAAUUGACCAGGUGCGCCAAGAGCAGGCCAACAAUAGUAUGGAGCGAAAGAUACCCAUUGAAAUGGGUCUGCCUUUUGACCUCACGACGCCAGAGGGUCCAGUUCAUGGGUCCGAGGACAUAAUUAAAACCCAAUUUAAUUACUGGUGUAGCCUUUCAAAUUUCCGUCCAGAGCGAUGGUCGUAAUCAUUUAAAUUUCUUCUAGAAAGAGUCAUUGUUAAUCGUUCGUGUUAUAUUAUUUUGUUGGUUAUUUGUUAAAUUGUUCAAUUUUGUGAAA
Messenger RNA from Drosophila serrata, 1813 nucleotides. RefSeq lists its product as uncharacterized. Lineage: Eukaryota; Metazoa; Arthropoda; Insecta; Diptera; Drosophilidae. The record is from RefSeq and is a predicted model, not a curated record. Gene Ontology annotation, molecular function: RNA binding; protein binding.